Messenger RNA from Rhizoctonia solani, 1650 nucleotides. Its product is annotated as FGGY-family carbohydrate kinase. Gene Ontology annotation, cellular component: mitochondrion. Lineage: Eukaryota; Fungi; Basidiomycota; Agaricomycetes; Cantharellales; Ceratobasidiaceae. The record is from RefSeq and is a predicted model, not a curated record. Gene Ontology annotation, biological process: glycerol-3-phosphate biosynthetic process; glycerol metabolic process; triglyceride metabolic process. The transcript is spliced from 12 exons. Bases 1 to 1650 code for a protein of 549 amino acids. Gene Ontology annotation, molecular function: glycerol kinase activity.
AUGGCAUCCAAGCAGGGUGAAUUUGUUGGGGCUAUCGACUGCGGGACAACGUCUGCACGAUUUCUCGUAUUCGAUGAAUUCGCGAACGUCGUAGCUGAGCACCAGCGCGAAUUCCCGCAGUACUAUGAGCAUCCAGGUUGGCACUCUCAUGAUCCUAAAGAGAUCCAAGAGGUUUGCGAGUCCUGUGUUGCCGAGGCCACUAAGAAACUGGCAUCACAAGGAUAUGCUGCCGAUAGCAUCAAGGCAAUCGGUAUCACGAACCAGCGUGAAACGACAGUCGCUUGGUCUCGGAAGACAGGCAAGCAGCUUUGCCGAGCAAUCGUCUGGGACGAUGGCCGUACCAAAGCCGAAGUCACGCACUAUGAAAAGAAGCUUGCUGAAGAGGGUAUUGAAGUCAAACCUGGUGAAUUUCAGAAGGGCCCUGAAGCCAUUAGGAACAUCUCGGUGCAUUUAAUCCCCCUUGAUGGUAAUUCACCUGUAACUGGCAUUCCAAUUUCGACUUAUUUCUCGGCUAUCAAGCUACGAUGGAUGAUGCAGCAUCAUCACGAGGUCCGUGAUGCGCACGAGACAGAUGAUCUUUUGUUUGGAACCGUUGAUUCGUGGUUGGUGUAUAACCUGACUGGAGGCGCCAAUGGAGGCCUUCACAUCAUCGAUGUAACCAACGCGUCUCGUUCUUUGCUCAUGGAUUUGAAGACCCUACAAUGGUCGGAACCAAUGCUCAAAUUCUUCGGCUUCAAGAACUCGAUCCUCCCCAAAAUUGUUUCCAACUCAGAGGUUUAUGGAACCAUAGUUAAAGGCAAACCAUUGGAAGGUGUUCGUAUUGCUGGUAUUGUUGGUGACCAGCAAGGUGCCCUGGUCGGAAACAAGUGCUUGAAAGCUGGCGAGGCCAAGAACACAUAUGGUACUGGUGCCUUCUUGCUUUUCUGCACUGGGGACGACGUAGUUCUCAGUAGGAAUGGUUUGAUUAGCACUGUUGCGUAUCAAGCCGGACCCGACAGCAAGCCUGUAUAUGCAUUGGAAGGAUCAAUUGCCGUUGCUGGGAGUGCCAUUCAAUGGCUCCGAGACGGCGUUGGUCUCAUUCAAAACGCUCCGCAGAUCAAUACCUUGGCCAGUAAGGUUGAGGAUACUGGAGGAGUCUACUUCGUUACUGCCUUCAACGGCCUACUCGCACCCUACUGGGAUGCCAGUGCUGGGGGUAUCCUUAUUGGCUUGACUGCAUAUACGACUCCUAGCCAUAUUGCUCGGGCUACUCUCGAGGCCUCUGCCUUCCAAACAAGAGCAAUUUUGCAGGCUAUGGCUAAAGAUUCGGGAGUCGAGCUUCAGCACCUCAAAGUCGAUGGAGGGAUGACUAAUGGCGAUUUGGCAAUGCAGCUACAGGCAGAUAUCGGUGGAUUCGAGGUUAUUCGACCCGAAAUGAGGGAGUCUACUGCUCUUGGGUCCGCCCUGCUCGCCGGUUCGGCAAUCCGAUUAUUCGGUUGGGACAUCAGCAAGCCUGAGACCCUCUCUCGAGUAAAUACCAAGGGAAGUACCUCAUUCAACCCCAAGACGACCCGGGAGGAGCGCGUUCUGAGAUGGCUCGGUUGGCAAAGAGCAGUGGAGCGUAGUAAAGGUUGGAACGCCGAGUAUGUCGACUACGGAGACGAUGAUUAG